UCGUUGUUCUUCGGCCCCAUGGACCCCCUGAGGCAGUCCCCCUCCCCCUGCUCGUCACGGGCCUCCAGCCCCAGGACCCCACCCUGCGAGAUGCUUGGUUAUGUGGGCAUCGAGGCCGUGCUGGACCAAUUGAAGAUCAAGGCCAUGAAGAUGGGGUUUGAGUUCAACAUCAUGGUGGUGGGACAGAGCGGGCUGGGCAAGUCCACCAUGGUGAACACGCUCUUCAAGUCCAAGAUGUGGAAGUCCGCCAUGCCCGGCCUGGGGGUGCCCACGCCCCAGACGCUGCAGCUGCAGUCUGUGACCCACGUCAUCGAGGAGAAUGGUGUGAAGCUUAAGCUGACUGUGACUGACACGCCGGGCUUUGGGGACCAGAUCAACAAUGACAAGUGCUGGGACCCCAUCCUAGGCUACAUCAAUCAGCAGUAUGAGCAGUACCUGCAGGAGGAGAUCCUCAUUACCCGCCAGCGACACAUCCCCGACACCCGGGUGCACUGCUGUGUGUACUUCGUGCCGCCUACCGGGCACUGCCUGCGGCCCCUGGACAUUGAGUUCCUGCAGCGGCUCUGCCGGACUGUAAAUGUGGUGCCUGUGAUCGCCCGGGCUGACAGCCUGACCAUUGAGGAGCGAGAGGCCUUCAGGCACAGGAUCCAGGAUAACCUGAAGACUCACGGCAUCGAGGUGUAUCCACAGAAGUGCUUUGACGAGGACAUCAAUGACAAGAUCCUCAAUAGCAAGAUCCGGGAACGGAUCCCCUUCGCUGUGGUCGGGGCUGACCGAGAGCACAUUGUGAAUGGGAGGUGUGUCCUGGGCCGAAAGACAAAGUGGGGCAUCAUUGAAGUGGAGAACAUGGCUCACUGUGAGUUCCCCCUCCUGAGAGACCUGCUCAUCCGCUCCCACCUCCAAGACCUGAAGGACAUCACCCACAACGUCCACUACGAGAACUACCGCAUCUUCAGACUGAAUGAAAGCCACGUGCUGCCCCAAGGGCCUGGCUGGGUGAACCUGGCCCCCGCCCCAGCCUCCAUCCCCGCCCCUGCCAGCCCCCGGGCCAGCCCUGGACCCCCAAAGGUCUGCCGGUGGGCCCAGGACAACUCAGACGAGGAAUGCUAA
Molecule: messenger RNA, 1110 nt
Organism: Hippopotamus amphibius kiboko
Lineage: Eukaryota; Metazoa; Chordata; Mammalia; Artiodactyla; Hippopotamidae
Gene: SEPTIN12
Product: septin 12
Exons: 9
Coding region: 19-1110 (363 amino acids)
Biological process (GO): cytoskeleton-dependent cytokinesis
Cellular component (GO): septin ring; microtubule cytoskeleton; septin complex
Molecular function (GO): GTPase activity; GTP binding; molecular adaptor activity
Source: RefSeq, a predicted model, not a curated record